AUGCUAAAGGACCCCAGGGUUGCUGCAGAUCGUACUGCUCCAGAGGGUCGUGUCAUAGGUAUUGACUUGAUACCCGCACAACCCCCGCGAGGCGUCUCCACCAUACAAGGCGACUUCUUGUCACCUGUAAUCCAAGACGAGGUUCGAGCCUAUGUGCGAGAUCCGGACCUGGGCAGACCCAGAAAACAGGUUUCUGCGAAAGCAAGCGAGGGACUUACCGAAGAAGAGCUGGACGACAUGGAACGAGGAUACAUUGACAUCGAACGACAUGCUCAUCUGGAGGGCGCAGAACUCGAGCCGAUUGGGCGCCCAGCAGAGACCAGUGACAGAGAACAAGAUGCUCCAACUAGGCUCUCGUUGAAGGAGAGGGAUAUGCAGCAGGGCAGAGCAGUAGACGUGGUGCUCAGCGACAUGUCAGAACCCUGGGACCAAACGGCCGGCUUCUACAAGAAGAGCCUUAGUGACCCAUAUUUUAGGAUGAUGAACACCAGCGGAAAUGCUUUCAGAGACCACGCCGGCAGCAUGGACUUGUGCAUGGCCGCCCUGACAUUCGCUUUCGAUACGCUCAAGACUGGCGGCCACUUCCUCUGCAAGUACUACAAAGGAUCGGAGGAAAAGGCAUUCGAGACAAAGCUGAAGCGUCUCUUCGCCAAGGUGUACAGGGAGAAGCCGGAAUCCUCUCGCGCUGAAUCUAAAGAGGCGUACUUUGUGGCACUGCGCCGCAAAGAGAAACCGACGAAGGAGGAGGUCUUUGGAGAAUAA
Messenger RNA from Alternaria metachromatica, 762 nucleotides. RefSeq lists its product as uncharacterized. The transcript is spliced from 4 exons. Gene Ontology annotation, molecular function: rRNA (uridine-2'-O-ribose)-methyltransferase activity. Lineage: Eukaryota; Fungi; Ascomycota; Dothideomycetes; Pleosporales; Pleosporaceae. Gene Ontology annotation, cellular component: mitochondrion. Bases 1 to 762 code for a protein of 253 amino acids. Gene Ontology annotation, biological process: RNA methylation. The record is from RefSeq and is a predicted model, not a curated record.